This is a messenger RNA of Medicago truncatula (barrel medic), 1245 nucleotides long. RefSeq names its product protein FAR-RED IMPAIRED RESPONSE 1-like. Bases 1 to 1245 code for a protein of 414 amino acids. The transcript has a single exon. The record is from RefSeq and is a predicted model, not a curated record. NCBI's taxonomy places the organism in Eukaryota, Viridiplantae, Streptophyta, Magnoliopsida, Fabales, Fabaceae.
AUGGAAGUUGUUGAUGGGAAUGGAGAACAUUCUAUUGAUGGGAAUGAAGAGCAAGCUGUCAAGGAGAUUGGUGACAAUGAUUCAUGUACCGUUGAUUUAGAGGCUAACGGUGGUCAAGAACCUAACAUUGGAAUGGAAUUUGAUUCACAAGAAAAUGCUUAUUCGUUCUACACUCAUUAUGCUAAAUCAGUUGGGUUUGGGAUAUCAAUUAAAAAUAGUCGUCGUUCAAAGAUUUCUAGAGAGUUUAUUGAUGUAAGUUAUGCUUGCACAAGAUACGGCAAGAAGCGAGAAUCCAGUUCACAAAAUCCACGUCCUUGUUUGAAGGUGGGAUGUGAGGCUAGUUUACGUGUUAAAAGAAUUUGUGAUGGAAAAUGGAUUGUUCAUAGCUUCAUUAAAGACCACAAUCACGAACUUUUUCCAGCAUAUGCACAUUAUUUUCCUUGCCAUAGAGGAAUCAAUAAAGCUCAAAAGCAUUCUAUUGAAACUUUGCACCAUGUUGGAGUGAGAACAAGCAAAAUUUUUGCCACAAUGGCCAAAGAAUAUGGAGGAUAUGAAAACAUUGGUUGCUUGGAGAAAGAUGUAAGAAACCAUUUAGAUAAAGGUCGGCGUUUGGCUUUAGAAUCUGGAGAUGCAAAUGCAAUGUUAGAUUGUUUUAUGCUCAUGCAAGAAGAAAGUCCAGGAUUCUUUUAUGCAAUUGAUAUGGAUGAUGAGGGUCGCAUGAAAAAUGUAUUUUGGGUGGAUGCAAAAGGUAGAGAAGACUAUCAAGAGUUUGGAGAUGUGAUUUCAUUUGAUACUACAUAUAUCACAAAUAAGUACAAAAUGCCAUUUGCUCCUUUUAUUGGUGUAAACAAUCACUUUCAAUCAAGGUUACUUGGUUGUGCAUUACUCUCAGAUGAGACCAAGAACACUUUCAUAUGGUUGAUGAAAAUAUGGCUUAGAGCAAUGGGUGGAAAACCUCCAAAUGCAAUCAUAACUGAUCAAGAUAGAGCAAUGAAAGAGGCUAUUAAAGAGGUAUUUCCAAAUUCUCGACAUCGAUUUUGUCUUUGGCAUAUACUUAGAAAGGUGCCUGAGAAGCUUAGUCAUGUUUUAAGAGAUGACGAAGACUUCAUGAGAUAUCUCAACAUAUGCAUAUAUAAGUCUUGGUCAAAACAACAAUUUGAAGAUAAAUGGCAUGAAAUGGUGGAAAAAUUUGAUCUAUUUGGAGAUGAUUGGAUUCACUCUUUAUAUGAAGAACGUGAACAUUGA